AUGCCACCCAAGCUGACGGACGACACAGCGCUUACUUUCCUGGAGCACAAUCCCAAGCGUGCAGGAACCAAGGCCCAUGAGCGAUAUCAGCGCUACAAAGCCGCCAAGACCGUGGCGGAGGCAAUCCGCCUGGGAGCACUGAGAAGUGACAUCACAAAUGACAUCAAGGCGGGCUUCUGCACCUCGCAGCCCAAUGACGCCCAGAAGCGGCCUUUGGACUCAUUGGGUCCACAGCCGAAAGUGAAGGCAGCACGCCACGAGGAAUCCUCCCAUCGCCCACCAGAACCACCAGCAGGGCAGCCGGAGCAGAUCCUUUCAAAGCCAGCAGAGCCACAGCCGGCACAGCCUGUGCCGUCAGAGCCUCCAACACGUGCUGUGCCAGCAGGGUCCAGCAGUGCAUCUGCAUCUUCAAGCGAUAACCGCCCACUUCAGCAAGUUGACUUGUCUUUUGCCGACAUGUCGGGCAAGCCGAUACGCUUCGUGAAGCGUACAAUGGGCGAAGCCAAGCGACUUCUCAGUCCUGAGGGGCUUGCUGAAGCAGAGAAAAGUGGCUACCGCUUCUGUUUAAAGGACAAGGAAAACCUUGCCCGAUGGUCCGUCCAGCUGAGGGACAUCAAUCCCGAUGGGAAGCUCGCAGCAGACCUGAAAAAACACAACUUGGAUGCCAGCAUAGACCUGGAGCUGAUACUCCCAGAUGGCUUUCCCAUGGAGCCGCCAUUUGUGCGGGUGGUGUAUCCGCAGCUCAAAGGUGGGUUUGUCUUCGAGCGCGGGGGUAUUUGCUUCGAACCACUGACACAAAAGGGCUGGGCACCCUCCAUGACACUGCCAAACUUGGCAGUUGCCAUCAAGGGAAUCCUGGACUACGGGGAUGUGCGGAUCGGUGGAGUUGGCGACAGGGCCACUAGAACUGUCGCCCACUACACGGAGGAGGGCGCGCGCAAGGAUCACACUGCCAUCUCAGCUGCCCAUCGUGGGGGGGACAGCAACACGUAUGGCAAGCACUACACCAGCUGA
This is a messenger RNA of Symbiodinium natans, 1014 nucleotides long. Lineage: Eukaryota; Dinophyceae; Suessiales; Symbiodiniaceae. The record is from the annotation of a GenBank genome assembly.